AUGGACAGCUACCACCAGACCAGCUCUGUCGCGGUCACAGCCAAUGCAAUCGGCUCCGAUAACAUGGCCGGUUUCGGUGCUCGCAGAUUCAUGCAAGACAUGUAUCCGUCAUCGAAUCAACACCAAAGCCGAAAUCACCAUUACCACGCGCAGCCAUCAAGAGACCAUUCGCACCAUAGAAAAGAUCCUCGAGGCGAUUGUUACAGCAAUGUACAGUCAGCUUCCCGAGGCAGCAAUGAUACCUUUUAUCAAAGCCCACCGACGCACAUGUCGGCGCUUCCUCGUGAGACGCGUUCACAUCCCCAACCACCUGCACACGCGCCUCGCUAUCACGACCAACAUGAGCACCAAGUCGAUCAGCCUCGUAACAACUACAGUACUCGCACAAAUGGAGAGGCUGCCGAUGCUUCGCGCAUGACACGCCGAGAUCCAAACCCGGGCACCGCCAAGCGAUCCGAGACUCUGCUUUCUUGUGCAACUGAUUCAACCGCAGCUUUGCCGUACGCACGCAGCGGUGACAGUCAGUAUUCGCGCAACGAGAAUUUCGCGUCGGUCCAAGACGCCAGUGCUGGCCGCAGCGCACACGUGCCACAGAUCAGACUGGAAGACCGAGCAACCAUCUACGAUGACGACUAUGAAGAACCAGAUGCUAGCCCCACCCUCGAUCAAGCUUACCCACCUUCGUCACCGGCUUCGGCGACGUUGGGCGAUGUUUCUACCGAAGCAUCCUUCACCAUUGUGCGCGCAACCGUGUUGGAACCCGACCUGCCAAAGGCCAAAUGUGCCGAUUGUGGAGAGAAGCUUGAUUUUCAAGAGCUCGCUGACCACACCUGCCAGUCCUCGAGUGCGUACCGACCAGCCAUGUUGACCAUCCAACUUCCCACCUCUUCAAGCAGCUCCACUGUCUCGUCGUGUGCAACCUCUCCCGGCCUGAACACACCACGUAGUCCCUUUUUCGAUAGGUACGAUUCACUGGUCAGUGACUCGAGGCCCAUGAGCCCCGCCGUGUUUGCAACCGUGACGCACCUAGAGACGCAUCGUGGCCAAGAGGAGGAAGAGGUAACGCCCAAGGCACAUGCAGUCAGAGUCGUGGGAACGCAGGCGGCGAUCAAGUUGUCGUCCACGAAAGCGUCUCGGCCUUCUGAUCAUGGAAUCUCGCGUGAGCCUCAAGAGGCUCCGCCACCGCUGCCGCCUGCUGCAAUCCAACGCUCAGCAAGCGACACGCAAGCGGAUGCAGCAGCACGACGAAAGAUGAUCGAGCAACAGAGGGCUGCCAAGGUCAAAGAUAUGAUGACAUGCCCUAUACCCAGGGCAGCGACCACUUGGAGCCUGUCCAAGCAAAGCGCGCAGCAAAGCGCUUUGACAGACGACCUAUCGAGAUGCGCCUCCAUGGACGCCUGUGCCAGUCCAUCGAGGACGACGCAAGACAGAAGCGUGCCAGCAGCACCGGAAGGUCAACAUGCCAAGACGUGCUCCUCUUCGUCUCUCUCAUCUACAGGGACGGAUUCGUCUGAGCGCCUGGGCUUGUCGAUGAAAGGCUCUGACACACGCGAAAAGGCUGCUGCAGAAAUUACACCGAGCUCGAGCUACGAGCGCAUCGGCGAUGAAUUUGGCGCCACUCGGACGUCAGCGCUUGCUACGCCUGUGAAGCAGGUGGGUGUCCGUGGAAAAGUCGACAUCAGCAGCAUCGAAGAGAUGAUGAAAGAUCUCACAGCCAGCCCCGAGCCGAUGCAGCCAACGCUGCCCGAGGUGGCGUACACGUCGAGACAGACGCACGAGCUUGGUUUGGAUGCAUCUCAGCCUCCUAGCGCUGUCAACAAGAGCGAUCGGGAACGUGCACUGGAGCUCGAGUUGGAACGCUUGCGCGACAAGGAACGCACGAGACAAUUACAAGCAGUGCGUUUAAAGGAAAAGAGAAAGAGGGAGAGAGCGGCGAAACGAUGCUGCAUUUGCGAUUGCUCGCUUUCGUCAAGUCGAACGCCGUUUGUAGAACGAGAUGGCAAACUACUCUGUGCACGAGACUGGAAGGAGCUCUACCUGCCCAAGUGUCGCAAAUGCCACUUGAUCGUGGAAAAGGGCGCUGUGAAAUCAUCGGAUGGUGCGCUUCGUGGUGUGUUUCAUCGAAGCUGCUUCUCGUGUGCGGCGUGCGAGACACCGUUCAAAGAUGGCAGCUUCUACGUGUACAACCAUCAGCCGUACUGCUCCCGUCACUAUCAUCGCUUGAAUGGCAGCCUGUGCCGCGAAUGCGAAACGGGCAUCGAGGGCGAUUGUCGUCAGACGGAUACUGGCGAUCGCUUUCACUCGGAAUGCUUCCGCUGCCAGUAUACAUCCAAGAAUGGCACAUGUCACACAGCGCUCGCGGACUACUACAUUGUUGGCGGUCAGCGCCUUUGCGAGCGUCACGCAGAAAAAGUAUCUCGACGACUGGCCAAAGCAGGACAGAAGCAGCUCGACCUGCGCUCGCAGAAGCGUAUGACGAUGCUUCACAGUCUCAGAUAA
Mycosarcoma maydis (corn smut) is the source of this 2499-nucleotide messenger RNA. RefSeq lists its product as uncharacterized. The record is from RefSeq and is a predicted model, not a curated record. Lineage: Eukaryota; Fungi; Basidiomycota; Ustilaginomycetes; Ustilaginales. The transcript has a single exon. The coding region runs from base 1 to 2499 and encodes 832 amino acids.